Messenger RNA from Condylura cristata (star-nosed mole), 1477 nucleotides. It is a transcript of the gene TFAM, whose product is annotated as transcription factor A, mitochondrial. Bases 125 to 865 code for a protein of 246 amino acids. Lineage: Eukaryota; Metazoa; Chordata; Mammalia; Eulipotyphla; Talpidae. The transcript has 7 exons. The record is from RefSeq and is a predicted model, not a curated record. Gene Ontology annotation, molecular function: transcription cis-regulatory region binding.
CGGGUAUGAUAACAAAUUCACUAGGCUUGCACUUGGGUUCACGUUGUCAUUGUUGGGGUUGUUCUCCUGUGUUUAGGAAGCUCUAGGAGACUGGGGCCCAGUCACUACCUUGUCUGCGGCUGCAAUGGCCCUCCUCCGGGGCAUGUGGGGCGUGCUGAGUGGCCUGGGAAAGUGCGGAGCGGACCUCUGUGCGGGCUGUGGAAAUCGACUACGCUUUCCGCUCAGCUUUGGGUAUAUACCGCGAUGGUUUUCAUCCACAAUGAAUGGUUAUCCAAAGAAACCUAUGACUUCCUAUGUUCGGUUUUCCAAAGAACAGCUACCCAUAUUUAAAGCUCAGAACCCAGAUGCGAAAAAUUCAGAUCUAAUUAAAAAAAUCGCUCAGCUAUGGAGGGAACUUCCUGAAGAAAAGAAAAAAAUAUAUGAAAAUGCUUACAGGGCAGAUUGGGAGGCCUACAAAGAAGAGAUAAACAGAAUUCAAAAACAGCUAACUCCAAGUCAGAUGGUAUCUUUGGAAAAAGAAAUCUUGCAAAAACGUUUAAAAAAGAAAGCAUUACUAAAAAAGAGAGAAUUAACACUGCUUGGAAAACCAAAAAGACCUCGCUCAGCUUACAACAUUUAUAUAGCUGAAAGAUUCCAAGAAGCUAAAGAUGGCUCAGCACAGAUAAAACUGAAGACAAUAAAUGAAAACUGGAAAAAUCUUUCUAGUUCUCAAAAGCAAAUAUAUAUUCAACUUGCUGAAGAUGAUAAAAUUCGUUACAACAGUGAAAUGAAAUCUUGGGAAGAACAGAUGCUUGAAGCUGGAAGAAAUGAUCUCCUACGUCGCAAAUCAAAGUCCCCAUCAAAAAUUGUCAUUGAUGAGUUUUAAGAUAGAAGAUUGAAGAUUGAGUCAUGUUCAUAAAGGAUAGACACAAGAAACCAAUUACGUCUCAAUACUGGAAGCUGUUGUAAAAUUAGAAAGGAUAAAGUUGGUGAACAUUUAUAUUUAAUUCCUUUUUCUUCAGGCCAUGGACUUCUGAGAGUUAAAUACUUUUUGUAUUAGCAUCUUGCUUUGGAAAACCCUGAUAAAAGUUCAUGCAAAAUCAUUUUGUGUUAGGAACUACUGAAGGUUGAAAUAAUUCAUGAAAUAUAAUAGUGAAUCAUUUUACCUUUGAUACAGGCAAAUUAGACUGUGAAUUUUUUUUAUACUUGGUGACUGCGGAAAGAAUAUUCUUGUUUCCUUAUAUUAUGGAGGCAGGAAUUUCCUGUUCUAAAGUUCCCAAAUUGUAGUGUUCUGUGAUAUAAUUGUACAAUUUUUAAAGAGUCCCCAGAACCCAUCUAGGUAAAUUCCAAUUCCUAGGUAUAAUUCAUGCAGUAUCAGAGAUGAUACUAGUAUAUGCAAAGGAAUUGCUGAUUUCAGUUGCAGCUUUUUAUGGAGAGAUUUAUAAAGCUUUUCCUCAUUGUCAUUUUUUCCCAUAAAAUAUUAAGAAAUUAUGUACCA